Molecule: messenger RNA, 2155 nt
Organism: Thrips palmi
Lineage: Eukaryota; Metazoa; Arthropoda; Insecta; Thysanoptera; Thripidae
Exons: 11
Coding region: 539-2128 (529 amino acids)
Source: RefSeq, a predicted model, not a curated record
ACAGCAAAAAAUUUGCUGCGUCAGCAAACGUGUUAGUUGAUUUUGGGAUAACCUAACCCGUUUGUUGUCUUAACCUCUAUGAUGACUGAUACAAUGAUAAUAAGUGUUGUCCCCAUGACUUUACUUCGUUAGUCCAGCAAACCUCACUUUGUCACAAAGGCGAUGAAAAUGGCGUUGUUGGAGCAGAUCGUGUUCGUUAUCACAGCGAACUGAAUCGCUUUGCCAGGGGGAAUAAUAUCGUGCGAGAAACAAGUGCUCUUUGGGUUCUCAUAACAUCAACUUUGGUGAAUACAGCAAGAAAUGGCGCUGUCACACAUGAUUUGCCUCUAACGCGCAUGUUUCGCGGAGGUGACAAACUUUCGCGCCCUUCCACCGCCCUCCCUUGUUUCACACGACGUUUCCGCCGUUCUCUGCCCGAGUGCAAUCGAGGUGGCUGCGGCGGCCGGUGACUUCCGUUCUCGCAGUCUGUGUAUCUUUGUUUGUCCAGCAUGGGAUAUAAAGGUUGCGAUUACUCAAAAAUGUCUUUCUUGUCACCGAAAUGGAUCGUGCGUCAGGGUCAGCGGAAAAUGAGGAAAGUGUCGCCGCUCUUCUGUUGUCGUGGGGCUUGGACGCACCCACCAUCCAGCGUUUCAUCGACGAAGACUUCUCUGUGAAUCAUUUGGCAUUUCUUACGGACGAAACCAUCAAUCGCCUUUUGCCCAAGGCAGGCCCCAGAGAAUGCUUUAAGUUCAAGUGGACUGAGUGGAAAGGGAGCCAGCCAGGCCAGCCUGAGAAAGAUCCAGUUACGCCCAUCAAGCGGGCCUCAAAGCGUCCAGCUCAAAAGUCUUCAACUUCUCCAGUGUCUUGGACUAAACUAUCCCUGAAAGAAGAUGAACCAUCAAUUAAUGAAGUUCAUGAGCGGUUGAAAUCAACGCCUGAGGGCCACUCUGUUUUGGCGUAUUACAAUUUACAUGGGAAACUCAACGACACAUUUCGAGACAUUCUUUCCACUCGAGUGGUAACUGGGGAAACUAAGUUGGAUUUUGACAAAAGAAUUGGCAAAGCUCGGUUCGAAGAACUUGCUCAUCAAAUCGUGGAGCUUUUCCCGUUAGAAGCUGAGCAUACAUGGUUUGAAUUGGAAGAAAAGAAACGAAGAAAGAUUGUGAGUGGAAGACUUAAACACAAGUUCUACAACAAUAGGCGCACGUAUAUUGAUGUGGCUCUCAUCAGCAAGGCCACACUUGAAGCAGAGUUAGACAGUGAUGAGGAUCUUUUAAGUGAUAGUGAAUUAUCUGAUGAUAACAUUCUGUGGCUCAAAGAACAUGACUCUCCAUGGACUGAUGUGCUGUCCAAAUGGAAUAAUUCUUUCCAAGUAAGAAAACUUCUGUUUAGACGAUGCUCUUCUAUUGGUGCUAUCAUUACUGACUUCCCUGCUCUUAAGAAGGAGAUUGGACAUGAGUUGCUCAUCGAAGACUUUAAUGCUGACCAUCCAGAACUUGUAUACCAUGUGGACACACACUGGCCUUUAUUCCUAAAUUAUGUUAAGAAUCUGAUACAAGAGAAAGACUCUGAAUUUUUGAGUGAGGUUGAUGAAGAAAGUGAUUCUGCGUGUGUUGAAAUUUUGUGCCAUUUGGCUUCUAUCUUUAAACCAAGGACUCAUAAGACAACUGUUGUUGAUACAACCAAAAAAAAACAAAAUCUAAGAAGCAAUCGAAAUCAAAAGGGACAGAAAAGCAGGCAACUUUAUGUUAAUUCUUAUUUUUGUCUUUGUACUUUUGUUCAAUGUUUUGAGAUUGGGAAGCUCAAAGGAGUUCUUAAAGAGCGAAACAGAGUACUCGUCAAGUAUGGUUUCACACUUCAACCCUUUGUAGUACUUGUUGGUCCAGCUGCGAGGAUUCGCCAAUCAAUCAUAGUACUUGACAACUUAAUUUGGGAAUGUCCCAAUCCAAUUCAAGCUGUGGACUCUCUGUUUAAAAUAUUUUUUGUCCUUAACUGCUCAUAUCCUGUGGAAAGCCGGCACCUUUGGCUUCUUAUUCAGCAAUGUGUUUAUAACAUCAACACUCCAAAUGAUUACAAGGGUAGUGUGGGCCUGAAAUCUUAUCUUGCUGCUUAUGUCAAAGAAUGGAAAUCUGUGGUAAAUGAUAGUUAAUUAUCAUUGUGGUUGUUUUGCUAUUUU